AUGGCUGCCAUGCUCUGUGAAAAUUGUUCUGGUCAGUACCACUACACCCAGGUCAACCAGCCCCUUGAAACCAGCUGCAUGUUGCUCCUGAUUAUGUUUGGAAAAGUGUUCCUUGAUUUCUUCAUGUUGCAGGUUAAGCAGAAAGAUGUGAAAGUUAGUUUCAUGGGAUACUUCUGUGUUUCACUGGCACUUCUUGAUUUCAUACUGCUGAUAAGUAUAUCUUUCAUUUUCUACCUUGAGGACUUUGCACUCUGGGGUGUACGAUUUACAAAGUACCACAUUUGCCUGUUCACUCAGGUCAUUUCUCUUACCUAUGGUAUUUUGCAUUACCCGGUGUAUCUGGUAGCCGGUCUGGAUUACUACAUGACUAUAGCCCAAACUUCUCACUUUCCUAAAAGAAGUCAAAGAUUACUUUAUGUAUUUGCUGUGGUUGUUAUAUGGAUCUCAGGGUUUUUUUGUAUUCUGGAAGUUCCUGCUGUCUACAAAGGACUAGAAAUUCAGAACCGCUUUUCUCCGUAUCAGUGUCCCCUCCAUGCCAGUGUGCAGAGCUACUCAGUCUCAUGUGCCAUGGUGCUGCUGACAGGCACAGCCCUCCUGGCUUGUCGGAAGGAACUCCUAGCCAUGCUGAUGUCUGUCAGGGUUGUUUCCUUUGCUGGUCAGCCUGUUCUGAUGUUCUCGUACGUGUCCAACAACAAUGGCGCUAGCUUUAAGUGGCAGCUCCUGACCAGACUCCUCCUCUGUUUCCUUGGCACUUGGGCACCUUUUCUUCUUCUUCAAAUUAUCAUCUUGUUUCUGGGUGCUCGGAUUCCAGCCUACAUGGAGAUGAAUGUCCCCUGGCUCUACUUCAUCAACAGCUUUCUCAUUGCAGUGGCAUACUGGUGUCGAUGUCGUGACGUUGAAUUGACAGAGGAGAUGUGGUCCACAGACCCAUUUGUCAGCUGGAAAUUCUGCUUUAUGCCAUUUAACAAUGAAAACACAGAGCCAGCUGACAAGCCAGGCACAGUAAUUGUAAUCUGUUAA
Messenger RNA from Chaetura pelagica (chimney swift), 1020 nucleotides. RefSeq names its product G protein-coupled receptor 160 (gene GPR160). The record is from RefSeq and is a predicted model, not a curated record. The coding region runs from base 1 to 1020 and encodes 339 amino acids. Gene Ontology annotation, cellular component: signaling receptor complex; plasma membrane. NCBI's taxonomy places the organism in Eukaryota, Metazoa, Chordata, Aves, Apodiformes, Apodidae. The transcript has a single exon.